Molecule: messenger RNA, 5970 nt
Organism: Hyla sarda
Lineage: Eukaryota; Metazoa; Chordata; Amphibia; Anura; Hylidae
Biological process (GO): regulation of transcription by RNA polymerase II
Molecular function (GO): RNA polymerase II cis-regulatory region sequence-specific DNA binding; DNA-binding transcription factor activity, RNA polymerase II-specific
Source: RefSeq, a predicted model, not a curated record
CACAGGUCCUGUUAGUACACUUACUGUACAACUCUGAGGAAGGAGGGAGAAGAUAUGAACAAUAUUAAGGUUCCAAAGACAGAUUGGAGCGGUGAUGAGCAGUAUAAGGACAUCAUUCCUACAGGGAAAGAUCUGAUCUAUAUUAAUGCUAAAGAUAUGAAGGAAGAAGAAAAUACAGAUGUGAGCAGUGAUGAGCAGUAUAAGGAGGACAUCCCUACAGGAAAAGAUCCAAUCUAUAUUAACUCUGCAGACAUAAAGGAAGAAGAAGAAGAGGAGACAGAUGUGAGCGGUGAUGAGCAGUAUAAGGAAGACAUUCCUACAGGAAAAUAUCCAAUCUAUAUUAACUCUGCAGACAUAAAGGAAGAAGAAGAAAAGGAGACAGAUGUGAGCGGUGAUGAGCAGUAUAAGGAGGACAUUCCUACAGGAAAAGAUCCAAUCUAUAUUAACGCUGCAGACAUAAAGAAAGAAGAAGAGGAGACAAAUGUGAGCGUUGAUGAGCAGUAUAAGGAGGACAUUCCUACAGGUAACCAUCCAGAUAACUUUACCAGGAGAUCAGAGGAGAAUCUUAUAUCUUCAUAUUAUAAAGCAGAUGAUGAUAUCACACAAGAUACAUAUGAAGAACAUUCCAUUAUCCCAGAUACACCCUCAGCCCUUCACAGCCAAGAUCUGUCAUCUCAUCCUGUUAUACAAGUCCGACCUAAAGAUUCAUCUCAGUCUGUUAAACAAAAUAAGGAAAAACGAUUUUCAUGUCCAGAAUGUGGGAAAUGUUUUCUUAGGAAAUCAAGUAUUCUUAGCCAUCAGAGAACUCACACAGGAGAGAAGCCAUUUUCAUGUUCAGAAUGUGGAAAAUGUUUUACUCACAAAUCACAUUUUGUUACACAUCAAAGAAUUCACACAGGAGAGAAGCCAUUUUCCUGUUCAGAAUGUGGAAAAUGUUUUAGUCAGUAUUCAGGUCUCCUUAAACAUCAAAGAAUUCACACAGGAGAGAAGCCAUUUUCCUGUUCAGAAUGUGGAAAAUGUUUUAGUCAGUAUUCAAGUCUUCUUAAACAUCAAAGAAUUCACACAGGAGAAAAGCCAUUUUCAUGUUCAGAAUGUGGGAAAUGUUUUAGUCAGAAUGGAAAUCUUGUUGAACAUCAAAGAAUUCACACAGGUGAGAAGCCAUUUUCAUGUUCAGAAUGUGGGAAAUGUUUUAGUCAGAACGGAAAUCUUGUUGAACAUCAAAGAAUUCACACUGGUGAGAAGCCAUUCUCAUGUUCAGAAUGUGGGAAGUGUUUUACUCUGAAAACAGACCUUGUCAAACAUCAAAGAAUUCACACAGGUGAGAAGCCAUUUUCAUGUUCAGAAUGUGGGAAGUGUUUUACUCAGAAAACAGAUCUUGUUAAACAUCAAAGAAUUCACACAGGUGAGAAGCCAUUUCCUUGUUCAGAAUGUGGGAAAUGUUUUUCUGUGAAAUCACAUCUUAUCAGACAUCUAAGAACUCACAGAGGAGAGAAGACAAUUCAGAGUAAUAAGUGCAGUUACUCAAGGGACAGCUACAGGGAUCUGCAUUGGAAGAGGUCCGCACCUGACCAGCUGCUGACAAGGCCACAGUGGAGCAGAUUUUCGAGGGACUAUACCAAGUGUUUGAGUCUCACUCCCCAUCUGAGGUACGUCAGACGUCAGAAACCAGGUGAGACCCUUCAGGCCUAUGCUGUAGCGUUGCAAAAUGCAUUAGAAACUGUACAGAAGUUAGAUGGCAUUACUCCUGAGCAGGGUAACAAGGUGCUCAUGGACAGAUUAAUAGACGGGGCACAGAAUAAAUGGGACAAGGCCCAACUUAGAAUGCUUGCGGUGCAGAAUUCUGACAUAUCUUUCCCUGCCUUUAAGAAAUUGGCCAUAAAAGUUAUUGAGUCAGGAUAUUGGGGGCCUGAAUUAUCGUGUGAACCAGAUGAUGUGGACUUUAAAGUCAUGACGGGGAACAGGAAACCAGGACCCAGCCCACCAUAUAAGUGGGAGAGGUGGCGAGCUGCGCAACACCAUCUGAAGACUCUACAAGCCAAACAGAAAUUCGUCAACCGUCAAGGGGAGAUCUGCCAAGUGAGGAUUCAGGAUAUAUGGUCUGUGACCCUCCAGCCUCAGACAGAGACAAUUAUCUGGUGCCAUGCCAGACCAGGGGUGAAGAACCAGGAUUAUCAGGCCUUGCUGGAACUGAUUCAGCUGGAAGACUAUCCCUUGGUCCAUGCAGCGAGGAGUCUAGUUACAAAAAAAGAUGGGACCAUCCGCUUCUGUGUGGAUUAUCGGAAGCUGAAUAACGUCACCCACAAAGAUGCCUACCCUCUACCUCGGAUUGAGGAAUCCCUGACUGCCCUGGGAUCAGCUGCCUACUUCUCUACUCUAGACUUGGCCAGUGGAUAUUGGCAAGUGCCGAUGGCAGAAGAUCAUGAGAAAACAGCGUUUAGUAUGUUACUAUAUUUGGACGAAGUCAUUUUCUACUCCAAGACUUAUCAAGAACAUCUGGACCAUUUGAAGGAGGUGUUUCAACUGAUUCCUAGAAGAGAUGCUGUAAUGGUCCUAAAUGCCUAUCAUGAUCAGUCGGGACACUUUGGGAUCCACAAAACCAAAGCCACCAUCAGACAGAGGUUCUACUGGAUAGGGAUGCGAGGAGACAUUGAAAAGUGGUGCGGUGAAUGUACUGUCUGCAACGUCACCAAGAAUCUCCGCAAGGAUGCGAGAGCACCCCUUCAUCCCAUCCAAACUGAAAGGCCCAACCACCUGGUCGCCUUGGAUCAUGUGAAGUUGUCCUCUACAUGGUUUAGAUACACCUACGCCCUUACCAUGGUAGACCACUACUCCAAGGGGGUAGUGGUAGUGCCUGUCAAGGACCUCACGGCGAAGACUGCUGCGCAGAUGUUCUAUUCCAACUGGGUCCAGACCCUGGGAUGUCCGGAGUCGUUUCACGACUGUAAGAAGCUCCGGACUACAGCCUACCAUCCCCAGGGGAAUGGAUUGUGUGAAUGCAUCAACCAGAUCUUCAUACACAUGCUGCGAGCAGCGUCAGUAUCCAAGCACGAAGAGUGGCCCCAGCUAUUGUCAGAACUGUUGGAGAUAAACAACAAUACCAUCCACAGCUCCACAGGGUACGCUCCCUUCUUCCUAAUGAUGGGACGACAUGGGCAACUUCCCAAGGACAGAUCAUUUGGGUUACAAGCACCCUUCAACAAUUUUUCACAAGACUGGGUCUCUGAUCAUCAAAAGAGAAUUCAGGAAGCUAAGGAGAUUGUUGGAAAGAAAAUGGGCGAGGCCCAAGAACGUCAGCAGAGAGACUACAACCGCCACGCAUCUGCUAAACCGUUACAACUGGAAGACAGAAAGACUGGAUUUGAGCUGCAGGUGGUUCAUCGGAACCAGAUCAAAUUGUGCCUCAGAGAGGAUCUACCGAAACCUCCUCCUACUUCUAUCGCUGCUAGACCCGUGAGGGAAUAUGUCCCAGGAGAAGGGAUCCAUCCGUCGAUGGACAUUCCGAUGUUCUCAUCCAACCAGCCUGCAGUGUUCUGUGCAAUGCCCUAUCCAGCUCCAGCACAGCCGUCUCUGGUUACCUUGCCUGCUGUGAUCCUGUCUCCCGUGGCACCUCCUAUAAGACAAGUUCUGACCUCACCGAUCCCCAUGGAUGCCCUCAGUCCAGGAUCAAGUUCCACUCCUGCCUCCAGACCUCAAGCUGGUCCCUCUGGGACUGAAGCAACAAGAGUUCCAGCAGAGGAAGGCACUCCGGAAACCCAAGAGGUGGCGUUGCAUCGGUCUCAAAGGUCGACACAAGGAAACAUAACAAUCAGAUCCAGACUUCAAGGGGGUGAAGAUUCGAACAAUAUUAAUGCUACAGAGACAGACAUGAGCGGUGAUGAACAGUAUAAGGAAGACUUUCCUACAGGGAAAGAUCUGAUCUAUAUUAAUGCUACAGACAUAAAGGAAGAAGAAGAGACAGAUGUGAGCAGUGAUGAGCAGUAUAACAAGGACAUUCCUACAGGGAAAGAUCUGAUCUAUAUUAAUGCUACAGACAUAAAGGAAGAAGAAGAGACAGAUGUGAGUGGUGAUGAGCAGUAUAUGGGGGACAUUCCUAAAGGGAAAGAUCUGAUCUAUAUUAAUUCUACAAACAUAAAGGAAGAAGAGACAGAUGUGAACGGUGAUGAGCAGUAUAAGGAGGACAUUUCUACAGGUAAAGAUCUGAUCUAUAUGAAUGCCACUGACAUAAAGGAAGAAGAAGAGACAGAUGUGAAUGGUGAUGAGCAGUUUAAGGAGCACAUUCCUAAAGGUAACCGCCCAAAUGACUGUACCAGAAGAUCAGAGGAGAAUCUUAUAUCUUCAGAUUAUAAAGCAGAUGAUGAUAUCACACAAGAUACAUAUGAAGAACAUUCCAUUAUCCCAGAUACACCCUCAGCCCUUCACAGCCAAGAUCUCUCAUCUCAUCCUGUUAUACAAGUCCAACCUAAAGAUUCAUCUCAGUCUGUUAAACAAAAUAAAAGCCACAGAAGGGUUGGACAUCAAAAAGCUAAUACAGAGACAAAACAAUUUUUAUGUACAGAAUGUGGGAAAUGUUUUCCUUAUAAAUCACAUCUUGUUAGACAUCAAAUUACACACACAGGGGAAAAGCCAUUCCCAUGUUCCGAAUGUGGAAAAUGUUUUACUUUAAAAUCAAACCUUAUUGCCCAUCAAAAAGUUCACAUAGGAGAAAAGCCAUUUUUGUGUUCAGAAUGUGGGAAAUGUUUUACUUAUAAAUCAGAACUCGUUUUACAUCAAAGAAUUCACACAGGGGAGAAGCCAUUUUCAUGCUCAGAAUGUGGAAAAAGUUUUACUUUAAAAUUUAUACUUAUUACACAUCAAAAGCUUCACAUAGGAGAAAAGCCAUUUUCAUGUUCAGAAUGUGGAAAAUGUUUUACUCACAAAUCAGAUCUUGUUAAACAUCAAAGAAUUCACACAGGCGAGAAGCCGUUUUCAUGUUCAGAAUGUGGUAAAUGUUUUACACAGAAAACACAACUCUUAAAACAUCAAAGAACUCACACAGGAAAAAAACCAUUUUCAUGCCCAGAAUGUGGGAAAAGUUUUACUGAAAAGGCUAAUCUUGUUGAUCAUCUACGAAUUCACACAGGGGAGAAGCCAUUUUUAUGCCAAGAAUGUGGAAAAUGUUUUACUAAGAAAUCAGGUCUUAUUACACAUCUAAAAGUUCACACAGGAGUGAAGCAAUUUUCGUGUUCAGAAUGUGGGAAAUGUUUUGCUCAUAAAUCAUAUCUUGUUCAACAUCAAAGAAUUCACACAGGAGAGAAGCCAUUUUCAUGCUCAGAAUGUGGGAAAUGUUUUACUGGGAAGACUAGUCUUGUUGAUCAUCAACAAAUUCACACAACUCUUGUUUCACAUUAAGGAAUUCAGACAUGAGGGAAGCCAUUUUCAUGUUUAGAAUGUGGGAAAUGUUUUACUCAGAAAUCCAAGUUUGUUCUACAUCAAAAAGCUCACCUAUUGGACAUCAAAAAGUUCCAACAAGAGAGAAGCCAUUUUCAUGAUCAUAAUAUGAAAUUUUUUAUACCCGGAAACCAAGUCUUGUUGUACAUAAGAGAAAUCACAGAGGAGAGAAGCAAUUUUUAUUCCUAAAUUGUGGGAAAUUGGAAAGAAAAACUUAUUAAAAAGUUCACACAGGAGAGAAGCCAAUUUAGAGCACUAAGUGAUGUUUGAAAAAUACAGGUGAAACUUGAAAAAUUUGAAUAUUGUGCAAAAGUUCAUUUCUUUCAUUAAUGCAACUUAAAAGAUGAAACUAAUAUAUGAGAGACUCAUUACAUGCAAAGCAAGAUAGUUCAAGCAGUGAUUUGUCAUAAUUGUGAUGAUUAUGGCUUACAGCUCAUGAAAACCCCAAAUCCCCAAUAUAUGAUUUGGGGAGCCAUGUCAUCUGCUGGUGUUGGUCCACUGUGCUUCAUUAAAGGGGUAUUCCGGCACUUAGACAUCUUAUCC